Molecule: messenger RNA, 5340 nt
Organism: Aureobasidium melanogenum CBS 110374
Lineage: Eukaryota; Fungi; Ascomycota; Dothideomycetes; Dothideales; Saccotheciaceae
Product: nucleic acid-binding protein
Exons: 2
Coding region: 1-5340 (1779 amino acids)
Biological process (GO): rRNA processing
Cellular component (GO): small-subunit processome; nucleolus
Molecular function (GO): RNA binding; protein binding
Source: RefSeq, a predicted model, not a curated record
AUGGCUCCCAUUAAACGAAAGGCUCAGACCGAGGAGCGCGAUGUGAAGCGCUCCAAGGCUGACAGCUCCGCUCCGGCUAAGAAGAGACAACCUCCGGAGACCAAGGAACAAGGCGACAGAAACCCCGUCAAGGCCUCGAUUCUAUCACAAGAAGAGCGCGCUUUCCCCCGUGGUGGUGCCAGUGUCUUGACCCCUCUGGAACACAAGCAGAUCAAGAUUCAGGCCGAACGCGACGUCCUUUUCGAGCAAUCUGGUGCAAAGAAGCAAAAAUCAGACGCCUUCUCUGACGACGACGACGAUGAAGAUGCUGCUGCUGGCGCCGAGACCGGUGCUGCUCCCAAGAAGAAGAGAAAGACAAAGGCCGAUAAGAGAGCUGCUAAGGCCGCUGAGGACGACAAGCCCACCAUCAAGAUUCAUGGCCUGAGCUACAAGAACAUUGCUGUUGGCACUCUGGUACUCGGUCAGAUCACUGAAAUUACAUCGCGCGAUGUUGCUCUUGCCCUACCCAACAACCUCACAGGUUUCAUCCCAUUGACGGCAAUCUCGGAAAAGGUCAACCAGAAGAUUGAGGCUCUGCUGGCUCAGGCCGAUGAGGAUGUCAAAGACGAGAGCGAAGACGAAGAUGACGACGAUCUCGACCUCAAGUCACUAUUCCACGUGGGUCAAUGGCUCAGAGCAAUUGUCACCUCGACCGCCGACGAAACCGCCGUCAAUGGCCUGCGCAAAUCAAAGAAGAGAAUUGAACUCUCCGUCGACCCGAAACAAGUCAACGUCGGACUUGACACCUCAAAUCUCCCCGUCCACGGAACUCUCCAAGCCUCGGUCCGCAGUGUAGAAGAUCACGGUCUGGUCAUGGAUCUGGGUCUGGAAGAUGACUCUGUCAGAGGUUUCGUGUCCAAGAAAGAGCUAGGAAAGGUUUUCGAAAUCUCGAAGGUCCACGAGGGCCAGGUUAUGCUUUGCGUUGUUACUGGAAAGGCUUCGGACAACAAGGUUAUCAAGCUAGCUCCUGAUUUCACAAAGAUGGGCGACAUCAACAAGCACUGUCUAUCAGAUGCUCCCACGAUCGAUGCUUUCCUACCUGGUACCGCCGUCGAGGUCCUUAUCACCGAAUCCAGCCGUGGAGGUAUUGCAACAAAGGUCAUGGGCAUGCUCGACGCAACAGCAGAUGUCAUUCACUCAGGCGCUGGUGCUCGCGUAGACGACGUCUCGAAGAAGUACAAGAUCGGCUCCAAGGUCAAGGCUCGUGUCAUCUGCACUUUCCACACAAGCGAGACCAAGAAGAUUGGUAUCUCUUUCCUCGACCACGCCGACAAGAUUGGUCCCUCAUCAAUAGUCGAAGAUGCCCAGGUCGUGCAUGUCGAGCCCGCAAUGGGUCUUUUCCUCAAGCUCACUGGCUCUUCAAACCCUGGUUUUGCUCACAUUUCUAGAAUCUCUGAAAAGAAGAUCGACACACUUUCCGAGACCAUCGGCCAAUACAAGCUCGAAUCUACUCACCGCGCCAGAGUCCUUGGUUUCAACCCUGUCGAUGCUGUCUACAAUGUUUCUCUUGAGCAGAAGAUUCUGGAUCAGCCUUUCUUGCGCAUCGAAGAUGUCGAGGUUGGCCAAGUCGUCAAGGCGACUGUCAACAAGAUCAUUCUUGGAGCUAAGGGUGUUACUGGUGUCCUGGUCCAGCUUGCCGAUGGCAUCGACGGUUUGGUCCCCGAGUCGCACAUGGCCGACGUGAAAUUGCAACAUUCUGAGAAGAAGUUCAGAGAAGGUUUCCCUGUUACUGCUCGUGUUCUUACCGUCGACCCCGAGAAGAACCAGAUCCGCUUGACACUCAAGAAGACUCUCGUAAACGCUGAGGCAAAGAUCUGGAAGUCAUACGAGGACAUCAACGUUGGGGAUGAAGCACCUGGUACUAUCAUUAACAUCAAGCCCAACGGUGCUGUUGUUCAGUUCUACGGCAAGGUUAGAGCAUGGCUCCCAGUCGCUGAGAUGAGCGAGGCAUACAUCUCGGACCCUUCACAACACUUCAGACAAGGUCAAACUGUCAUGGUUCACGCUAUCUCUGUUGACGCUGAGAACAACGAGCUCAAGGUUUCCUGCAAGGAUGCUUCCGCUUUCGGUAAAGAUGAAGAAUCCGCCUGGAAUGACCUGAAGGAGGGCCAAUUGAUCAAUGCGUCUGUUACCGAAGUCACUGGUGAGAGCGUCAUGCUCGACUUGAAAGGCUCAAAUCUCAAGGGUACUCUCCGCCUGACUCAUCUUACCGAUGGAUCCGAGGCAAAGAACAAAUCUACUCUGAAGCAGAUCAGAGUUGGUCAGAAGCUGAACGAGCUCGUUGUCUUGGAGAAGCUUGACAGAAGACACUUGGUCAUCCUGAGUAACAAGCCUAGCUUGGUCAGGGCCGCUAACGCCAAGACUCUGGUUAGUGAUUUCAAGAGCCUGUCACAAGGCAAGGAGCUCAGUGGUUUCGUACGCAACAUUACACCCGAUGGUGUAUUCGUUGAGUUCGCCGCUGGUCUUGUCGGUUUCAUGCCCAAGACUCAGAUAACACAAGAGAAGCUUGCAUUGCCUGCAUUUGGCCUGCGCAAAGACCAGUCAAUCUCGGCCAGAGUGUUGUCUGUCAACAAUGACUCUAAGCGCUUUGUCCUCACCAUUCUCCCCGAGGAGAAGAAGGAGGAGAAGCCUCAAACCGCUGCACCUACUACCGUUACCAACCCUGUGGACGGAGUGUCAACUUCGCUCACUGAUUUCACACUUGGCAAGGAGACACAGGCUCGCAUUGUUUCCAUCAAGGACACUCAGCUUAACGUUCUACUUGCCGACAACAUCCAAGGUCGUAUUGAUGUCUCUGAGGUUUUCAACAGCUGGGAAGAUAUCAAGGACAGAAAGAAGCCUCUGCAGAAGUUCAAGGCCAAGCAGGUUAUCCCCGUCAAGGUUCUUGGUAUCCACGACGCCCGCAACCACCGCUUCCUGCCAAUCACUCACCGCCAUUCUCGUGUCCCCGUUCUCGAGCUUACUGCCAAGACCAACACUACUCUCAAGUCCGAGUCUGACAUUUUGACUCUUGAUCAGGUCAAGGUUGACUCUACCUGGAUCGCCUACGUCAACAACAUCGGUGACAAGUGCUUGUGGGCAAACUUGUCUCCCAACGUCCGUGGUCGCAUUGAUCUGCUCGAUGUCUCGGAUGACGUCUCACUCCUCCAAGACAUUCCCAAGAACUUCCCUGUCGGUUCUGCCAUCCGCGUGAAGGUCAAGAGUGUUGACGCUGCUGCCAAUCGUCUGGAUCUCGUUGGCGCCUCUGCUGCUUCGUCAGCUCCCGUCACUCUCAAGACUCUCACCGAUGGUCAAAUCCUUGCUGGAAAGGUCACCAAGGUCAGCGAGCGCAAUGUCAUUGUCCAGCUGAGCGACUCUGUUUCUGGUAUUGUCACCUUGACCGAGUUGUCUGAUGACUUCACCGAGGCCAACCCUACCACACACAGCAGAGGCGACAUCGUCCGUGUUUGCGUUUCCGCCGUCGACCUUCCCAACAAGCGUGUCUACCUCAGCAUGCGUCCUUCUAAGGUUCUCAGCUCCGCACUGCUCGUCGAGGAUCGUCAGAUCACCUCGAUCCCUCAAUUGGCUGUCAAUGAUGUCGUUCGCGGUUUCGUCAAGGCUGUCACCGAGAAGGGUGUCAUUGUCAACCUCGGCCCCCGUGUCGAUGCUUUCGUCCGUAUCUCUGAUCUGUCUGACCAGUUUGUGAAGGACUGGAAGUCAGCAGUCGAGAUUGACCAGCUCGUCAAGGGUAAGAUUCUGCAGGUCGAUGCCAACCUCAACCACGUCCAGAUGAGCUUGAAGCAGUCUCACGUUGACAAGGAUUAUGUUCCUGCCAACUCGUUUGCUGAUCUCAAGGUUGGUCAGUUCGUCACUGGUAAGGUGAGAAAGGUUGAGGACUUUGGCGUCUUCAUUGAUGUUGACAACACUAUUCCUCGUGUCAGUGGUCUGUGCCACAAGAGUCAGAUCGCCGACUCUGCCGUUGAGGAUGUCAAGAAGCUCUAUGAUGCUGGUGAUCUUGUCAAGGCUAAGGUCUUGCACAUCGACACUGAAAAGCGCCGCAUCAGUUUCGGUUUAAAGGCAUCGUACUUCAAGGACCUUGAUGGUGAUGAAGAGAUGGAAGACGAGGAUGAGGAUGACGAAUCUGACGGCGAGGGCGUUGCUCUUGACGAUGAUGCCUCCGAGUCUGACGAUGGUGUUGACAUCGACAUGUCUAACGUUCAAGACAUGGAAAGCGACGAGGAAGCUGCAUCCGACGAAGAGAUGAGCGAAGAUGAUGCACCCACCAACCGCAAGUCUAUUCUUGGUGGUCUCACUACCUCCGGCUUUGACUGGAGUGGUGCUUCUGCCCUUGACAACGACGGCGCUAUGUCAGAUGCCGAAGAAGCCUCCGCACCGCUCAAGAAACGUAAGCGCAAGGCUGCUAUUCAAGUCGACCAGACUGGCGACCUUGACGCCAAUGGCCCUCAGUCCGUUGCCGACUUCGAACGUAUGUUGCUCACAUCUCCCUCCGACUCGUCGCUCUGGAUCCAAUAUAUGGCCUUCCAGCUCGGCCUGUCCGAAGUCCAAAAAGCCCGCGACAUCGGUCAACGCGCCCUCCGUACCAUCCACCUUCGCGAGCAAGACGAGAAGCAAAACGUCUGGGUUGCCCUGCUGAACUUGGAAGUCGCCUACGGCGAUGCCGACUCCGUAGACGCCACCUUCAAGGAAGCCUGCAAGGUGCAAGACAGCUUCACCAUGCACGAAAAGCUCGCCGCCAUCUACACCUCGUCUGGCGACUUCCGCGCCGCCGAAAAGAUCUUCGAGGCCAUGGCAUCCACAAAGUCCUUCCGUCCCAACCCUAACCUCUGGCUCAACUACGCAACCUUCCUGUUCGAAAAACGCGAUGCUGCUUCCCAAGCUCGCGCACUUCUUCCUCGCGCUUUGCAGUCUGUGCCUUCCCACGAGCACCGCAACCUCACUGCCAAAUUCGCAGCUCUCGAGUUCCGCACGAGUACCGGCGAGCCCGAGCGCGCACGCACAAUCUUCGAGUCUAUGCUCACGCAAUGGACGAAAUGGACUCAAGGCUGGGAUAUGUGGUGCGAUCUUGAACGCAGCCUCGCCAAGCAAACUGGCAAGUCUGAAGACGUGGAACGUGUCCGUGAUUUGUUUGAGCGCAUGGCAAACGGCAAGAUGAAGAAGCGUCGUGCUAGAUUUGUGUUCAAGCGCUGGUUGGAGUUUGAAGAGGAGCAGGGAGAUGCUAAGCAUGUUGAAGCUGUCAAGGCUAGAGCCAAGGCUUUCGUCGAGAAGAUGCAGAGUGGUGAGGAUGAGGAGAUGGAGGAGUAG